AUGGUCGUUGGUGAAAGCAGAACAGAGCUCCUUAAUUGGCUUAAUGCCACCCUCAACCUCAAUUACGCCAAGGUCGAACAGUGUGGGACCGGUGCAGCCUACUGCCAGUUGAUGGAUAGCAUAUACGGUGGAGUACCCAUGAGCAAAGUCAAGUUUGAUACUAACUUGAGUGAAUACGACUCAAGGGCGAAUAUGAAGGUGCUCCAGGCUGCUUUCAAUAAGCAGCGGAUUCUGAAACAGAUCGAGGUGGAGAGACUCAUCAAGUGCAGACUCCAGGAUAACUUGGAGCUUCUACAGUGGUUCAAGAGACACUGGAUGGAGCAUAAGGAUGUGAAUGUUAUUUAUGAUGCUACUUCCAGGAGGAAGCUGGGCGGUGCCAGGACGCCUCUGGGACCAAAUUCCAGAAGAAACACCAUGUCUUCCAACCCUCCAAGCGCUGGCUCCAGCACAAGACCUAGCAGAAUCAGCUCAGGUAGUUAUAAUGGCGUCGCCGAAGGGCCUUCGAUUUCUGUCCCGAAAAGACGUGUUUCUAGCCAGGGAAGUGGCAGAGGUGUGGCAGAUGAGCGUGUAAACGAGCUAAUGGCCCAAUUGGAGCAGGCCAAGACCGAAAUCAGUGAUAGCAGAGUCAACGUCGAGACGCUAGAAACAGAGAGGAACUUCUACUUCAACAAACUACGGGAGAUCGAGAUCUUGACGCAAAAUAUCGAAACUGCUUUCGAUAAAGACGACGCCAGCUCCAAAGAAAUCCAGAAAAUGCCUAUCCAGGAAUUGGUCAAGCAAGUACAAGAAAUCCUAUGGCAAAAAGACACGGGGUUCGAAAGUAACACAGACGAAAUGGAUGCCGAGUUCUUCUAG
Messenger RNA from Candidozyma haemuli, 855 nucleotides. Its product is annotated as microtubule-binding protein. The record is from RefSeq and is a predicted model, not a curated record. NCBI's taxonomy places the organism in Eukaryota, Fungi, Ascomycota, Pichiomycetes, Serinales, Metschnikowiaceae. The transcript has a single exon. The coding region runs from base 1 to 855 and encodes 284 amino acids. Gene Ontology annotation, molecular function: microtubule plus-end binding. Gene Ontology annotation, biological process: spindle assembly; regulation of microtubule polymerization or depolymerization; protein localization to microtubule plus-end. Gene Ontology annotation, cellular component: cytoplasmic microtubule; microtubule plus-end; microtubule organizing center.